AUGGCCACCGUCAGAGCUGCCUAUGACGACCACCUACCAACCCUCGACACCGACUGCGGCAAGUUCUCGCCACUUUCAUCAUCUCCUCGAGAUUGUCCAUCACUAUCCGACAGUAGCUUCUCCUUCGACAUGUCGUCCGACCGUCGCCCAUCUUUUGCCUCGGGCUUGACAGACUCUUCACCUUGGUGGCGUUCUGGCAAGUCAAGUGGCAUCACAACACCUACCACCCCAGUGACUGCCAUGCCAUCCUCGGCCAUGCUGGAGAACAGGAAGCAUACUGCACCAGAUACUCCCUAUGGCUUUGCCCGCAAUGAGCUCGACUUCUUCUGGGAGCCUGUCCCGCAGAUGCCCAUGUCGACGGCAACGCUUUUAAACUCCAUCACCGACACAGAGCCGGUGUCUUUUGAUUCACAAUACACUCCAUACACCCAGACCAUGACCAUGAGUAACCCAUCAUUGUCGAGGCCUAUCUUUGGGUUAGAUACAUCGUUCAUGAGUGACGAUGAUCUGUCAUGGUCCCAUCAGCUGUCUUCCCCGCAACAAACAAUAACCCCAAGUGCUGCAUAUCGAGCACCCAUGCUGAUGAACUCACCUAUCUCAAGAAAUGAGCCAUGCACGCCGACAAGAAGAAACGUUCCGUCAUCGUUAUUACUGAGCAGCAGUCCCCUGGGUUUGAUGUCAACUCCUGUUGUACCUUCUCAGCAUGAGUCUGAUGACAAAUAUAAUGAAUCCGAGUGGGCUUCCAUUAGCCCAGAAUUCAACCGACGCAGAGCUGCUGAGCGGUUGUCUCGGCGGCAUUACAGCAAGCGCAACCUUGGCGCUGCAGACCGCGCAAAACCCAUUCCCAGCAAGUCGGGCAUUGACUGUGAGGUCAUCAUCGCGCAGAACGAGUUUGCUUGCAGUUAUCCUGACUGCAUCGACAAGCAGACCGGCAAGCAGAAGCGCUUCAAGCGCCAAGAACACAAAAAGCGGCAUGAGAAGACCGUGCACGAGAAGCACGAGCACGGUCUGUAUGCAUGCUGGGUCAAGGGUUGCAAGACAGCUCCCUUCACCCGCACGGAUAACCUCAAGUCGCACCUCAAAAACACUCACGGCAAGAAGUCACCCAACCAGCGGAACCGGUACGUGGCAACGCAAGACAAGAACAGCGUCCACUAUGACCCUGACUGGGUGGGUGACCUCGACGACGAGGGUUAUCCCAUUCACUCGGCAACAUGA
Molecule: messenger RNA, 1218 nt
Organism: Cyphellophora europaea CBS 101466
Lineage: Eukaryota; Fungi; Ascomycota; Eurotiomycetes; Chaetothyriales; Cyphellophoraceae
Exons: 1
Coding region: 1-1218 (405 amino acids)
Source: RefSeq, a predicted model, not a curated record